Molecule: messenger RNA, 1031 nt
Organism: Lingula anatina
Lineage: Eukaryota; Metazoa; Brachiopoda; Lingulata; Lingulida; Lingulidae
Molecular function (GO): starch binding
Source: RefSeq, a predicted model, not a curated record
AUGUCUACACAGUCGCUGAUGACAGCUGAUAUGGAGAUUGAAAUAAACAAAAAAGAACAGUGUGUUUCCAAGGCCAAUGUCAGAAUAAUUCUGACAGAAAAUCUGUUGAAAGCAAAAGUGGUGGGCAGGGGAACUGCCCUUGGAGGCUGGGACACCCAGUGUGGCAUUAACAUGCCAAGGACAACCAACAUGGGUGUCCCGUCUCUAAGGGCAGAGUUUCUCCUGCCAAAGGAGUUAAAUUACUUGUACGAACCUGAAGUCCACACCAGUGGUGAUACCAAAGAAGAGAACAAUGUAGCAAAUGUUAAGACCCUAAGUAUUGAGAAGCUAGUCGAUACCAAAAACACAGAUGCUGAAGGCAUCAAAGAAAAAGUCAAUAUCAAAGACACGGCAACCUUGACAGAGGACGUGAAGGAGAGAGAUAAUUUCACUUAUUUUACAGUAAGCCCCACGGGACAGUGCCCAUUCCUGGAGGUGGACGGGAAGAAGAUUGGUCAGAGUUUGGCUAUUGCGCGUCUUGUGGCACGAGAACAAGGUCUUUAUGGUGAAAGUAACAUGGACGGUGCCAUGAUAGACCAGGUCCUUUACACUUUAGACGAUUUGACCAAGCCACUUAUCGACUGGCAUUUUGAGAAAGAUGAAGCAAAGAAGGCAGAGAAAGAAAAGAAGCUAGCUGAGGAAACACUGCCUGAAUCCAUGCAACGCCUUGAUAAACUUUUAAAAGGCAAUGGCGGCAAAGGAUACUUUGCAGGAAACAAGCUCUCCAUUGCGGACCUAGCAGUCUUCAAUCAAUGUUCAGAGCUGGUGGUAAAGUUUCCCAAGUGCAUGGACAAAUGCAAAGAAUUGCCAGCAUUCAUUGACCGCAUUAAAGCUCUACCAAAGAUAGCUGAUUGGUUAGCAAAGAGACCGCAGACAGAUUUUUGAAUUCCGUUUUAAUGAACUGCAUUGUCACUUGUAACCUAUAUUUUGGCAAAUUAUAACCAAAACAGGGACAACUGUUGAUACCGAUUUUCUUUUUUACUAUUUUCAAA